AUGGCGGUGAAGUCUUUGUUGAGCGUCGGGCUGUUGGCCUCGGGCGCUGCGGCCGCUGCGACUGUCGGUCAUCUCUUCCCAGACUGCGCCAAGGGGCCUCUGUCCAACAACACCGUAUGCAACACGUCGGCAGGCAUCACGGAGCGAGCCCGGGCACUUGUGGCCGCUUUCACCAACGAGGAGAAGUUCGACCUGGUCAACAAUGCUUCGCCAGGCGUGCCUCGCUUGGGGCUGCCCAGUUACCAGUGGUGGCUCUGUCUUCCAACAGAGGAGGCCCUCCACGGCCUUGCGUCGAGUCCUGGCGUCACCUUCAACACCAACAGAUCGCAGGACUACUCCUCGGCCACUUCGUUCCCUCAGCCGAUCCUGAUGGGCGCCGCUUUCGACGAUGCCCUCAUCCGUGCGGUCGCUACGGUCGUGAGCACCGAGGCUCGUGCCUACAACAACACCCCGAACAUCAACCCCUACCGCGACCCCCGUUGGGGCCGUGGACAGGAAACACCGGGCGAGGAUGCCUUCCACAUCAAGUCGUAUGUCAAGGCGCUCAUCCGCGGACUCCAGGGAGAGAUCGGCGACAAGUACAUUAAGGUGGUCGCAACGUGCAAGCACUUUGCCGGCUACGACAUUGAGAACUGGGCGGGCAACGAGCGAUAUGCGUUCAACGCCGUCAUCAGCCCACAGGAGCUCAACGAGUACUUCAUGCAGCCCUUCCAGGCCUGCGCGCGCGAUGCCCGUGUCGCGUCCAUCAUGUGCUCCUACAACGCGCUCAACGGCGUGCCGACCUGCGCCGACAGCUACAUCCUGCAGGACGUGCUGCGGGAGCACUGGGACUGGCAGGAGGAGGGGUUCUACGUGACCUCGGACUGCGACAGCAUCCAGAACAUCUACAGCCCGCACAACUACACCGACACCCGCGAGAGCUCGGCUGCUGCGGCACUCGUGGCAGGCACUGAUCUGGACUGCGGUACCUACUACCAGCUGCAUCUCCCCGAGGCCUACAAGCAGGGCCUUUUCAACGACUCGAUCAUCGAUCAGGCCCUGGUUCGCCUGUACUCAGCCCAGAUUAGGCUGGGCAUGUUCGAUUCCGCAGACGGACAGCCAUACCGUGCCCUGACCUACGGCGACGUCAAUACCAAAGCCAGCCAAGCAUUAGCACUCCGUGCGGCAGAGGAGGGCAUCGUCCUCAUCAAGAACGAUGGUCUCCUGCCUCUAUCCAUCCCUGCGAACGGCAACACCACAAUCGCUGUCAUCGGCGGGUGGGCCAACGCCACGACCACCCUUCAGGGCAACUAUGCCGGCAUCGCGCCCUUCUUGCGCUCGCCGCUCAUGGCCGUCAAGGACAUCCCUGGCGUGUCCACCACCUACUACGGUAGCCCCGGCGAUCCGACCACCGACGGCUACCCGCCCUCUCUCGCGGCCGCGAAGGCCGCCGACAUCAUCAUCUACGCCGACGGAUCCAACAGCGGCGAGUCCAACGAUCGCAACCUGAUCCGCUGGUCUGGAGAGCGCCCCCUUCAUCCUGCUGCAAUGGGUGACCAGCUCGACGACACACCUUUCCUCAACCACCCCAACGUCAGCGCCAUUCUCUGGGCCGGCUUCCCCGGCCAGUCUGGUGGUGACGCCAUCGUCAACAUCCUCACCGGCAAGACUGCGCCCGCCGGUCGCCUGCCUGUCACCCAGUACCCGGAGCAUUACGUCGACGAAGUUCCCAUGACCGACAUGAGCCUCCGGCCAAACGCGACCACGGGCAACCCCGGGCGCACGUACAUGUGGUACAACCAGUCGGUCGUAGACUUCGGGUUUGGUCUGCACUACACCAACUUCGCCACCUCAGUCGAGUCCUCCUCCUCCAGCGACAACAGCUCGUCAAGCUUCGCCAUCUCCGACCUCACCAAGGACUGCCACGAGAAGUACCCCGAUCUCUGCCCCUUCCGCACCGUCCCCAUCACGGUCCGCACCGUCCCCAUCACGGUCCGCAACACCGGCAACGUCACCUCGGACUUUGUGACGCUAGGCUUCAUGGCCGGCGCGCACGGCCCGGAGCCGCGGCCCAUUAAGAAGCUCGUCGCGUACGAGCGGCUCUUCGCCGUCGCAGGCGGCGCCUCCGCUACCGCGCACCUGAACCUCACCCUCGGCAGCCUGGGCCGGCACAGCGAGGCCGGCGACCUGGUCGUCUACCCGGGCGAGUACAGCCUGCUCGUAGACGUGCCCACGCAGGCGAUGUGGAACUUCACGCUCACGGGCGACGAGCUCACGCUCGAGCAGUGGCCGCAGGGUCCCCAGCAGCGGGCGUACCAGAAUGUGUACGGGCAGACAGGGGAUGUCUACGGUGAUCUGCACGAGGCGCAGAGUCUGCUGUUCUGAGGAGACUGAACAAUCACCCGAGGACAAUAGUAGUGAUAGUGCAU
This is a messenger RNA of Microdochium trichocladiopsis, 2408 nucleotides long. Its product is annotated as beta-glucosidase. Gene Ontology annotation, molecular function: alpha-L-arabinofuranosidase activity; xylan 1,4-beta-xylosidase activity. Gene Ontology annotation, cellular component: plant-type cell wall. The coding region runs from base 1 to 2364 and encodes 787 amino acids. The transcript has 4 exons. NCBI's taxonomy places the organism in Eukaryota, Fungi, Ascomycota, Sordariomycetes, Xylariales, Microdochiaceae. The record is from RefSeq and is a predicted model, not a curated record. Gene Ontology annotation, biological process: xylan catabolic process; arabinan catabolic process.